Protopolystoma xenopodis is the source of this 759-nucleotide messenger RNA. The record is from the annotation of a GenBank genome assembly. NCBI's taxonomy places the organism in Eukaryota, Metazoa, Platyhelminthes, Monogenea, Polystomatidea, Polystomatidae.
GAAAGAGCUCUAUUUGACGCAGCCGAUGAGUUGAUGGGUGUCGGAUUGAAUGAACUUUUUAUGCAACAGCAGCAGCAGCAACGACAACAACAAUACGCUGCUGCAGCCGCAGCGGCUGCAGCUGCAGCUGCAGCAGCUGCCAAUCAACAAGCCGUUUAUGUAGAUGGAAUUGGACGCAUCGUACAGGGUCCGGCGUCUGGAUCCGCUCAUCUGAUGCAACAACAACAGCAACAGCAUCAGGCUGCCGCGGCUGCGGCUGCAGCAGCUGCAGUCUCGAGUAACGGUCUUCAUCAACAGAACCAACUUCACCUUGGCCGAUCUUUGCGUCAGGGUCGAUCCGUUGUCAUGACUGUGGUCCGGCCCCGCGGUGUUUCUGGACGACCAGUAGCUGAGUUCUUACCUGGGGAAUUGCGCAACAAAGACUACGUUAAGGGUUAUAUGGCUUCAGAGAUAUAUAAGAAGGCGGUCAAAGACACACUUGGUCAGAAGUCCACGCCAAAGAAACGGCCUGGUCCUGGUCGGCCCCGUAAAUCUGACCAGCUAUCUACUGGCAAUAGUGGCGGUCUUUGCACUGCCUCUGCAAUGCGUAACUCAGGUGCUGUAUGGCCGAGUUCUGGAGUUUCUGCAGCCGGCUCCAAUCUGGUGCCUUUGAGUGAACUGAACACGGCUGCGGCCGGUUCCAGUUUGGUUGGCGGAAGCACAGCUGCAACGGCCUCACUCCUGGAGGCAGGCGGCGUUGGGUUGGGGACAAUGCUGUAG